Molecule: messenger RNA, 565 nt
Organism: Diversispora eburnea
Lineage: Eukaryota; Fungi; Glomeromycota; Glomeromycetes; Diversisporales; Diversisporaceae
Source: the annotation of a GenBank genome assembly
AUGAACACGAUAAAAACAAUAACUAUUAGUCCUUCGAUUCGAACGGGAACUAUUAUUCUCGCCUCUAUCAAUUUAUUUUUCACAAUAGGUGGUGCAGUAGCUUUUUUGGGAAAGCCGCAAGAAUAUGCUCCUGAUUUAGCGAAAGCCGUUACAUUGAUCUUUGGUAUUGCCUUCAUUAUUUCGACAUUGGUAACUUUGUUUGGAAUUAUUGGUUCAAUUUUGAAAGCUGCUGCGGUUGUCCGUAUAUCCUCUGUAAUGUUAUGGUCUUUCGUAAUUAUUUAUAUUAUUAUUGCCCUAAUUACCAUAACCAACCAAUUUCCCAAUAAACAAACUGCUAUUGAGAGAUGCACUUCAGAUACAUCUAUUAUAUCAAUAACAGAUAUUGAUGAUUAUUGUCAAGAUCGUGAAUCUUGGAGAAUUAUACGCAAUAUUGUUUUAGUAGUUCACCGUUAUGCCAAAAAACUUGAAGAGGAUUACUAUGAACAUAGAAAAAUUCAAAAAGGAGUAAAAGGGGUAAAAGGAGGUGAUACUAUUUCUAAAGAUUUUAAUCUACACGCAACACAUG